Messenger RNA from Aspergillus homomorphus CBS 101889, 681 nucleotides. RefSeq lists its product as uncharacterized. Bases 1 to 681 code for a protein of 226 amino acids. The record is from RefSeq and is a predicted model, not a curated record. The transcript has 2 exons. Lineage: Eukaryota; Fungi; Ascomycota; Eurotiomycetes; Eurotiales; Aspergillaceae.
AUGGCUCCAACCCCUGUGGCUCCCCCUGCCGUGAAUAAACCUCACUAUGAACUCCCCCGGGAAUAUGCUUUGCUGUCAGUCUACGAUCCCGAUUCUCAAUUCCUAUAUCUGGCGGUGACCGGUCGCUCGCGCGCAGUAUUGGGUUGUGGCAUUGGUGAAAAGGGGAAACACACAUGGGUCGCUACGGGGUUUCUCACAGAUUCACACGGUGCUCCGUUCUAUCCACGGAACCUCACCCCUGAGUUACAUGUGGAAAGUAUUGAGAUCGCUUCUGAGUGGGACGAUUUCGUUGUGUUGGCUUCGAGCAGACUUUGGCAUUAUCUGGAUGCUGACGAAGUUGUGGCACUGAUGGCACGAUGGCUUGAUGAGCACGAGAAUAUAGGGUCUGAGCUGGGAAGUGUAGGGCGGGAGAAGCAUAUUGAUUCUGUGGAAUCAGUAACUGCUACAGCACGUCUCCUGCCCCGUCUGGGUCCACGCCCAAGGUCCACGAGCUCUAUGGAUGUAGAUAGGCGGUUCGCGAUGGAGGAGAGAAACGCCGCAUCCCAACUUAUCCGGAAUGCUCUUGGUAUGCCAUGGCGAGUUGUGGUUAUCUUGUUUGGUGGUGGCGAAGGCGUACUUGAGAAAUCAGGCAAAGCGACUCGAAGAUGUUCUGAUCGAGCAGCCAAGCGAAGAUCUUUGUGA